AAAGGCUGCAGAGAGUCGCCACAGCAAACGCUACACACGAGUAACGGUUGAGUCUCCUCUUUGUUUAGCUCUCAGUAUGGCGGCUGUAGUGAGUGGGCUGUGGCGCGCGCACAGUGUGCUCGCGGACUCGGAGCCGGACAGCUCUCCCGAAGCCCCUCAGCAGAACCUCCGCCAGCUCCGCUCGUCCAGCUCCCUAAACUCUCUCAGGAUGUCCCUGCGGAAGAGGCUACCCCUGAAGACCGUUCAGCCCAACACAAAUGUCCAAGAGAAUCCCACCUGGGAGUCACUCGAGAUCAACAAGAAGACGGGCGCUGUGACCCAGAUAAGGCGCACUGCAAAGAACUCCAUUGGCAGUGCCUAUCAGAAAUUUCAGAGGAGCUUAGGAUCACGUGAGGAGUGUCUGGUAAGGACACCUGGAAAAAUCAUAGAAGGAGAAGAAAAUGAUGGUACGACUACAUGCACCCCAAAACGGCCCGCGUCUCGCUCAGCAGUAACCCCAAGGCGUACCCCAAGGUCAGCCAGCAAGCGUACCCCUCGGGGAGCACACACCCCAGAGGCUCAUGUGAGAGCUGUAAGAACAGGAGGUGGCAGGAGACAGCUGGUGCGUAUGGCGGCUCUCAGAAGCCCAUUCGCUUCACCCAACAGGAGGCAGUUUGAUCAGGAUCUGGACUGUGUAGCAAAAGGCCUCAGGAGACUAAGGAGUAUCUCCCAGGCCUUCAAUGAUGUCAUUAGUAGAGAUGACCGGAAGCAGGCCAUGGAGCACUAUAAAAGUGUGAUGACCCAGGGCUAUAGCUCCACUCAUAGUAGUGUCUCUGGAAAAUUGACCAGAGCCUCUAUCCAACAGCAGACCCGCCGCAUCCGACAGAGAGUGGGCAGCUGGACUGACAGUACGCUCUCAAACAUCCACAAAGCCACUUAAAGAGGGACACGGCUUUCUUCUUUCACUGCUUUGUCGUGUGUGUGUGUGUGUGUGUGUGUGUGUGUGUGUGUGUGUGUGUGUUCAAGUUUGGUCUUGUCUGCCAGCUGUGGCCUUUCGAGGAGGUACACUCUUCAGGGUAACUGUCCUCAUUCUUUCAGUCCUUUUUUAUGUGUAUAGGAUGAACUGACUAUUGUUGUUUGAGAAGUAUUCAGUCCAUUUUAUUGAUUUGCUCCGCUACUGUCAGUGUUGUGUUGUCAAAAGCCAUCAAAUUGUUACUAGUGGCAAAUAUGCAAAAGAUGAAUACCAAAUUUGUAUUAAAAAAGAAAUUGUCAGUGUUCAUGUAAUACGGAGACAUUGCAGUUUCACCAAAGGUUUAUCCUGUUUAAAAAGGUGUCAUAUGCAAAGGUUCAAACACCUCAGGUCAAAU
Colossoma macropomum (tambaqui) is the source of this 1346-nucleotide messenger RNA. RefSeq lists its product as uncharacterized. Lineage: Eukaryota; Metazoa; Chordata; Actinopteri; Characiformes; Serrasalmidae. The record is from RefSeq and is a predicted model, not a curated record. The coding region runs from base 77 to 919 and encodes 280 amino acids. The transcript is spliced from 5 exons.